Messenger RNA from Syzygium oleosum, 1132 nucleotides. RefSeq names its product protein LEAD-SENSITIVE 1-like. NCBI's taxonomy places the organism in Eukaryota, Viridiplantae, Streptophyta, Magnoliopsida, Myrtales, Myrtaceae. The record is from RefSeq and is a predicted model, not a curated record. The transcript has 2 exons. The coding region runs from base 303 to 899 and encodes 198 amino acids.
AUUUGGUUACUCAUUUUUCAACCUCAUUAAGACAUCUCCACCGGUAAUCCGAGAGGGGGGUUUGACUAGUGCUGUGCGUGGAGAGGAAAAAUCUGACUGGCUCAUUGACUGGGCCAAUUCUGUCUCAUCCACACAAUCCAAAGAAACAAGCACGAAACUUGAUGGACAAGCAUUGAUCAUCUCCUAGCAUUGUCUAUACAAGUGCCGGCUUCGCAGUGCCGGCUUCUCUCAGCAAACAGUAUGCAAAGUUUGGUGUUUGGGAGUAAAGAGAGGGUCCAAAAGAACCCGAAGUGAAAAAGAAAAUGAUGAACAAGAUCAAGAAGGAAAUUGAAGAUGGAAUGAAGCUGAUAUGGAAGAAGGUCGACCCAAAAGAUCUGAAACCUGGUGAUCACAUCUACGCUUAUAAGCGAUACGGCUCUUACAGUCACCAUGGAAUAUACGUGGGAGGCGGUUAUGUGAUUCACUUCACCAGGACAGAGAGCAAGGAGGCUAUCCUUUCCCUUUCCAUGGUCGAACCAGAAACUGUGCCUGCCUGUCCAGAAUGUGGGUACCAGGAAAACGCUGACCGCGGGGUCAUCAAGACGUGCCUCGAUUGCUUCCGUCGGGGCCGCAAGACGCUUCAUUCCAUUCAUUACUUCAUGUAUGGCGCACCGCGAUUAGGCCUUCUCCUGAAAAAUUCGGGAACUUGCAGCACCCUUUCUUGUAGCAGAUCCCCUAAACAAGUUGUUGAAGCUGCUUAUGAGCUUCUCAGGAGCAAUGGAUUUGGUAAGUAUGAUCUUACUGGUAAUAACUGCGAACAUUUCGCAACUUACUGUCAGACGGGUGUACGUGCCAGCGUGCAGACGGGCUUUUAUGAUGCUUGUUUGAUGAAGUACAGAGAGCUGAAGAACCGCUCGUGAAGUUUGGAAAGUAGUCUUAUUGCCACUUGCGAUUGUUUCUAAUCUGAGAAUGCUCGCAUUUUGGCAGAUUUUGUACAAAUUUGAGAUGCUCUAUCCAUGCCAAAAGUAGUGGAAUGUAGAUUUUGGUUCAUAUGUUCAAGUAGAAGCACAAUGCAAAAUUGCUGUCAUGUUCAUGCUAAUGUACAAUUUUAGUGAAAUGAUGAGCCAACUCUCUUGAUGCUUCCACCCUCAAA